Messenger RNA from Candida albicans SC5314, 1095 nucleotides. Its product is annotated as glyoxylate reductase. The coding region runs from base 1 to 1095 and encodes 364 amino acids. Gene Ontology annotation, molecular function: NAD binding; glyoxylate reductase (NADPH) activity; hydroxypyruvate reductase [NAD(P)H] activity. The transcript has a single exon. The record is from RefSeq and is a predicted model, not a curated record. Lineage: Eukaryota; Fungi; Ascomycota; Pichiomycetes; Serinales; Debaryomycetaceae. Gene Ontology annotation, cellular component: cytosol.
AUGACUAAACCAAAAGUACUUUUUAUUGGAGAAUUAAAUCGACAACUCCCACAAUUCAAAAAUUUCCAAUUGAAAUAUGAUUGUAUUUUCAUUGAACUUACCACUAGAGAUGAAUUCAUUAAUGAUUUAAAAACAAAAUAUCAUGAUAUUGUAGCUAUUUAUGGAGCAUGGCUUGGGUUUUUACCCAUUGGUGGAUUUAGAACCGUUAUUAAUGAGUAUUGUCCACCACCAAAACUAAAAAUUAUUGCAUUUUGUUCUGUUGGUUAUGAUCAUGAAGAUGCUAAAGUGUUACUGGACCACGGAAUUGCCUUGACGAAUGUACCUAGUGAUGGGGCUGCUGGUCCUGUUGCUGAUUUGGUAUUAUAUUUGACAUUGACUAGUUUUAGACAAUUUCAUAUGUAUGGUAAUGAAUUAUUGAAGAAUCCUCAUACGGUUGAUUUAAGAUAUCAAUUGAAUCAAAAUGAUUUUGAUUCUCAACAUGGGAAAGUAACAACUAGUUCUGGUGGUGUUUCUGGGUAUGAUUUUGGUCAUUAUUUGAAUCAUCGAGCUAAUACAUCACCAAGAGGUCAUAAUGUAACCAUCAUUGGAUUUGGGAAAAUUGGUCAAACGAUUGGGAAAAAAUUACAUGAUAUAGGAAUGAAAAUCACUUAUGUUAAACGAAAUAAAUUAACUUCGUUACAAGAACAUAAUUUAGGUUAUCCAGUGGAAUAUCAUUGUAAAAUUAAUGAUGUACCCAAAAUUGAUUUAAUUGUUAUUGCAUGUCCUGCAACCCCGGAAACAUUCCAUUUAAUUAAUAAAUCAGUGAUUGAACUGAUUAAGACCCCAUUUAGAAUUAUAAAUAUUGGUCGUGGUACAGUAAUUGAUGAAAAUUCAUUAGUUGAAGGAUUAAAACUGGGGAAAAUUUUAUUUGCUGGAUUAGAUGUAUUUGAAAAUGAACCGAAAAUUCAUCCAGAAUUGCUUGGAAGAGAUGAUGUUGUAUUAACUCCUCAUGUAGGAGCAUCAACGGUAGAAAAUUUUGAUUAUACUGCUGCUAAAGCAUUAGAAAAUAUUGAUCAGAUUAUUACUCAAGGUAAAUGCUUAAAUAGAGUCAAUUAA